This is a messenger RNA of Schistocerca serialis cubense, 794 nucleotides long. RefSeq names its product X-linked lymphocyte-regulated protein PM1-like. Lineage: Eukaryota; Metazoa; Arthropoda; Insecta; Orthoptera; Acrididae. The record is from RefSeq and is a predicted model, not a curated record. Gene Ontology annotation, biological process: spermatid development; meiotic cell cycle. Bases 2 to 724 code for a protein of 240 amino acids. The transcript is spliced from 4 exons. Gene Ontology annotation, cellular component: synaptonemal complex.
CAUGCCGAAAGCUGGUUUUAAAAAAGCGUCAUUCCCACAAAAGAAGUCAGCAGUUUCAGAUACGAUCAGUGAUCUCUCAGACGAUGAUUUAUUGGAAUCAAAGCCAGUCAAGAUGCCCAUAAAACCGAUGGAAAAUGUUAGGCCUGUGAGAAAAAGAGCAGCGGAGGACACGUAUCCCAUACAAGCUGACGAAGAUACUUUAAAUUUAAACUUGGAUGAUGAAGUUAGUAAAAUGUUAGAAUCAUUCGAAUCGGGUAUGCAGCGUGCAUUAAACGCGAAGAGAAAACGCCUACAAGAAUUUGCAUCAGGACCAAUAAAAGUCAUCCAAAACAAAAUUACACAGCUUUGGACAGCACAGCGUGAGAAACGGAAGAUCGACUUAAAUGAUUUUCAGGAAAACGUCAAAAAAGUUCGCCAGAAGUGGGAAUCAAAUCUAGACAAUUUUAAAGAAGAAGAAAAGAAAUUAUUUACAUUACUUCACAGACACAUGAAGGCAGCUAAAGAAAAAUAUGAUACUAUGAAAGAAAAUAUUGAAAUGUUGAAACAGUUGCAUGAAGACUUUUUCAAGGAUGGACGUUGGUCAUGGAAGGACAGGGGCUGCAUCAGACGAGCGACGUUGACAAGUGUUUGCCACUCAUACCAUAGAACCUGUAUGGAAAGUACAAGGAGUAAUUAUGUGUUAUUUCUUGGUGAUGGAAUAAUUGUAAUUGUUAUAGACAGUUGAAACAUGUUUUGUUUAGAGACUCUUACUUAAUCUUGGUGUUAGACUUGCUAGAAGCAAGACUUGUCUUUGA